AUGUCAACUGCUGUUGAUGGCUUUCAAGCCAAGUUUGAGCACAUGGAACGUCGACGGCCUAUUCCGGCCGCAAUAUUUUGCGACGAAAGCCUGGUCGACGCACUAAGAAAGCUCGACGUGGACCACGAACCCGCUACCGAAGCCUCGAAGAGCGGCAAAGCGACGUUCGAGCCGCCCGAAACCUCUUGUCCAGCACCACCCUCUGCACUCCAAAUUGACUCUCUACCUUCCACGCCCAUUGCGGGUACAAUAGCGCUUCAAUCUGACGAUACUCCCGGCGUAGACUCUGGCUAUGCAUCCCACGCCAGCAGCAACCCAGGAAGUCGAGAAGACAGCACGUCCACCAAAGCGGGCAAGUUCUUCGGCGAUUUUCUGACGAAGAGCAAGACCAAGUUACGCCCAUAUGACAACGACAUACCAGAUACGGUUCGUGACCGAUUUCUUGAUCUGACCGAAUUGUUUAAUGAGCCUCUCCUGCUCCACCUAGGUCGCAAAAGGCUUGAUGUUCGCUCCAUCACGAUUCGACUCAAGUGCCUGGGGACGGACGAGCACUCUGCUAAACCAUGGAUCGUUGUGUUAUGUAACCCAGCGCUUGCGAAGGAAGUACGGCGGUACUUCAAUCAAAAACGAGUCAGGGAGGAGCUCCAACCCAACGAUCCAGAUCUUCCCUCACUGCAAGUAAUUGUCGAUAGUCGUCCACUGAUGACAACUGUCAACAACGAGGCACUAGACGCCUUUGGUGAAUGUUGGGACAGCAUUGAGGAGUUUGGAACGCUCUGUGGAACACCGAUCAAAAUAAUGAAAGACACGGAAGAGCUAUAUGCUACCAUCGGUGGCGUCAUUGAGGUUGUCGGCGAAGACCUGACUCCUCGCAUGUUUGCCAUGACAGUAGGUCAUAUACUCGCUGAUUCGGCACAGGAGACAAUCAUACCUGGAUACACCGACACCAGUGAAGUUGAUUCAGCAGAAGAUGUUUGCUCAGUCAAUAGCGAUUUUUCUGAUGACGCACUCGAGGAGUACGAGAUGGACCUCUCUGAAACGGAUCCAAGCGAGGAGAUUGUGACGGAAAAGGCUCCUCAUGAUUUUGAUCUGUCGACAGGCCAUGGAGAUGCUACCAAAAACGAGUUCAGCUGGUCGAGAUUUGGCAAAAUCAUCAGCUUUCACGCCCUGACAGACGAAGCGACCGGUAAUUUCGAUUGGGCAUUGAUAGAGCUCGAUGACGAGGCGCGAUACCUGCCAAACAAGGUCUUACGGCAGAGGCAUAUUACUAUCACCGACCUAGCCUUUUCCGCCGACCUUGUUCCUAGGAACAAGAGGACUCUAUCAACCGAAGACCACCGUUUAUGUCUGCUGAAUGGUCGAAAGCAUUUACAAGGAGUUCUUAGCAAGGAACCUACAUAUGUUCUGCUGACUCCAGGUACACGUAUGGUAGAAGCGUUCACUAUACGUUUAGACAAGGAUAAGGGCGUAACGAAAGGAGACAGUGGAACUUGGGUCGUUGGUGUCCAUAAUGGCUUGUUCUAUGGUCACGUUAUUGCCACGGAUAUCUUCGGAGACGUUUACAUGGUGCCGAGUUAUGGUAUAUUACGAGACAUCCAAGAUCGUCUAGAUGCAGUCAGGGUAUCGCUCCCAGAGAGCUCCAACGAAUUAACAUUCAAAUCUCAAGAACAUUUCACGGAGGGAAAAUCGAUACCUGUCGAUCCUGACGUAUCCUCCUCAUUUCCCGCGCCACUGGCCAUGAGCGAAGACCAUCGUCCCCGGGCAGCUACAUGCGAGGACUGGGAUGAAGCUGCUCAGAACACUGUACCAGGCUCCCUCAUCACUGCCAACAUGGGGGUUAAACGCGACCAAGUUUUGACCUUCAUCGGUGAUGGCCACCCCUACCCCUUUGUCACUACAAUGACCAGGAACGAACCCCCCUUUUGUGUCGACCUCGAUGAAGAUGCGCAGACCACUCUGUCGGGUUUCCGAACCAGGACCGAUGUCUCCUUCGGAAGCGAUCGAGAUUCACUUUCAGGAACUCGGCGGAAGUCGUAUGAGAGUGAUGGAGUCGACUCAGGUUAUGCAAGCAAAGCGACCUCUCGUAACUCUUCGGGUCGUUCAGGAACGCCCAACUUGAGGGUCGACGUCUUGGGUAUUCGCGAGAGAGAACGUGAAUCUUAUCAAUCGAGACCCAGGAAGCCUCCUCGCCGACAGUCUUCUCAAUCAAAAAGUUCACGACCCUCAAGCGUCUUUCCUCCGUCACCAACAACGACCAGAAAUCCCAUGCCCGAAGAUAGCCGGAUUCCCAACCCCUCGCCCUCUUAUGGCUAUGGAGCAAUUCUGUCGCCAGGCUACACACCGUCACUGCCCUCUCCCACAUACAGCGCUUACGCCCCGCCACCUCCACAAUUCCCAGGCCCAUACUAUCCAACGGCACCUCAAUAUUUCGAGCCCUUCACCUCUUUGUACCAAAGUGUGAAUUCAAAUAGGCGUCCAUCCAACCAACCACCAGUGUCAUAUCGUACGCCAGUGACUCGACAGGACUACUCAGCAGACAGUGGGAUGUCUCCGGAUCGAACUCUCUCAGGUCGUCUCAUGGUCGACCCGCAAAAGUCCUCUCGCAACGUUGAUGAGGAUCGUGCGAGGAUGCCGCCACCACCACCACGACGCCCCGUGCAGUUGCUUGACCCCGAUGGACGCUCCAGAGCCGAAUUUGGCCCGAUCAAUUUCAACAGCGCGGGGCUUCCACCUCAGAUUCCCCAAGAGAGGCCACUGGUUGUCAAACCCGAGGUCAAGGAGGAGAAGAAGGGGGAGGAGAAGCGUGGCAAGAUUCGCAAACACCGCAAGUCGAGAGGUCCGCGGCACGCCAAAGACGAUGGCGUGAUGGUCGGCGACGAUGAGGUUUUCCAUUAUGGUGUUGAGCGACGCAAGUCUCUCCCACUGACUUCAUACGACUAUCGCCGUCUGGAUGAAGAUAAAGACUGGUACGGCCCCAGAAAUCUGGUUUCUUCUCCUCCCGGGAGGGCCAAAACGAAGACUGAAACGUCGAGUUCUCGGCUUGUGCCUCAUCGUACACCAACACCCGCUAUCUCUAUGGACCUGGAAGGUCUUGGGGAGGGUUACCAAGGGAAAGCUAGCAGUGCUUCUGCUAGUCUGACUGCCGAAGCUCUUCGUGCCUUCGAUAAACGUAUUUCAAGUUCAAAGUCGGAAACCGGCAGUAACUCUAGUCGGUCAUCAUCGCGGAACUCCUCUGAACGGGGCGAAAGCCAAACCACUGACACCAAGACAAGUGUCACUCUCCCCGGGACCACGACAAGUAUCACGCUGCCUGGAGGGUUUCGUCUGGCUAUACCGACCGGUUCCACGACAAGGGAUAAUCAAACUCUCACGACAAGGGAUCAUCAGACUCUCACUGUCAGUAUCGGAGGUCUGAUCUUGUCGGUGGGGCCCCCGAACGAAGAUAAAGACAGUGGGAACGCCGAGAAGGGAAAAAGGAUUGAACGUGCACCUAGUGUUGCAAGCCGCUCCUCGAAGAAGAACGACGUCAGUAAUCUCGUCUCGAGUCGAGAUACAAAGCAGAGCCGAGAGGGUUCGACUAGACAGACGAUGCUUCCGGAGUAA
Exophiala spinifera is the source of this 3603-nucleotide messenger RNA. RefSeq lists its product as uncharacterized. The record is from RefSeq and is a predicted model, not a curated record. The coding region runs from base 1 to 3603 and encodes 1200 amino acids. The transcript is spliced from 2 exons. NCBI's taxonomy places the organism in Eukaryota, Fungi, Ascomycota, Eurotiomycetes, Chaetothyriales, Herpotrichiellaceae.